AAGAUGAAGUUGGGGGGCAAGUACGAUUGUGUGCCCGCAGGAAGGCGACCAGCUGAUUGAGUUGACAGUAAAAUGUCCGACCUAAAUUUGCGUGGAUCGGUUAUGAAUGUGGCCAAAGUCGGUGCUUCUACGUGGGCUCUAUUCUGAGAGAGAUCAUUUCGGCAUCCGGACGGAAUGAUGGAAACGAAAACAUGGUCAGAAAAAUUGCAGCAAACUGUGCAAACAACUGUUACAAAUAUGGACAAUGGCAACAACCUGCUAGAUAAUACAAAUACUCAACCAGAUAACAAAAACAACAAUGAAGACACAUGCAAUAGAAACCUGCGACUGCAGCAGGACGUUUUAUCUGCAAUCAGUGAUAAAGGAAGACAGAAGGUACAAAGUAUUGUAGAACAAGUAUUUAAAUUGAAACCAAUUGAGAAACUGUUGUUGUACUUGAAACUGCCGACUGAGAGUACUGACAAUGUGGACCCGUUGAGGCAAUCUAUAAAUCCGUUAGGUAGCAGGUCCGAAAUCCAUGCCACGAUAACGUGGAUUGAAACACACUUGGUCGAAGACCCGGAUCUGUCCUUGCAGAAGAAGGGAGUCUACGAUGACUAUCAGACGUAUUGCACGCGAAAUGGCAUUAAACCUCUCUCGACUGCAGAUUUCGGUAAAGUAAUGAAACAGGUGUACCCGAAUGUUAGGCCAAGGAGACUAGGCACUAGGGGCCAAUCAAAAUAUUGUUAUGCAGGAUUGAGAAGCAGGACCCACUUACCGCCGCCGCUAUUACCUGAUCUAGGAGAUAAGCCAUUGUCCAGUGAAAGCCAUUGUUCGCAAUCGGAUUUGAUAACUGCCGCCUGGAUAAUUAUUAAGGAAUGGGCUGACGAUAAUUUCAAGGGUAAAUUCAAGUCAUUGACUUCGUUGGCAUAUCAUCUCGUCAAGGAGUAUUCGAUAGGAAGUGGUUCGGAGGCUGCGAAUUUAGUAUUGAAUGCAAAUAAUAAAGAUGAAAGUACAUCGUAUGGGUAUAGCAGGCAUCGAGAAACGACUUUGCAAUUGCAAAGAAAAUUGCAGCAAAAAAAUGAAGGAGCGAAAGAUUCUAAACGUAAACAGCUGCAAUCUCCAAGAUCGGACCAAAAGUCUCGUCCGAAGAAGAUGAAAUCUAUGUCGGCAUCGACGAGCAGCAGUACCUCGCCAGUGGCAGCUAGUGACAGUAAAAGUAGUCCCCAUUCUCAGGAACACUCGCCUGUCUGUGAUAGCAAUAAUCUACAAACGUUACCUGACUUCAAUUGUUUCCAACGUCCUCCAAACACUGUCGAAGUGCUGCGCAAGGAUGCCAUUGGCGCACAAGAGAUGCUUGGGGAAUUUCAAAUGGGAAAGGUACCAAUACCGCGUAUUGCGAAUCCGAAACAAUCUCCGGUGUUAUCCCCGAAACGAGCCAAAAAUAAUAAUACACAGUACAAAGCUAUCCAGCCGAAACCAGAAUGUGAUAGAGUAUCGUACAACCCGACGCAAACACUCAUUGCUAAGGACCUUAGAUCUCAACAACAACAUCAACAGCAGCAUCAUCAUCAGCAGCAGCAAGAUACAAUCAAGCGACAACGACUGAAGAAAAAGGACUCGCCGAUUGUAAUCACGACUGAAGAAUCCAACUCGCUGUUUUCUCGUGAGCGCUUGGACAGCGUGAGUCAAGUGCCCAAAGACGCUUUUGAUGCGAUCCUCGAAACUUCAAACAGCCAGGGACCGGAGGAAGAGAUUGUCCAAUAUUUUAACAACAACAAUGAUGAUAACGAGAAGAAAAUCUCUGAACUCAGGCAGCUGCUAGUGACAAAUUCGGAACGUCAAAAUAAUGGUCAAAUCGAUAAUAAGAAUAUGUCGAGCAUGAGCAUUGGAUCCAAUCUGCUCGCCAAGCCUAAUAUGAAACCUAUGCACAAAACCGUGUUGCCUAGUUUAAAUGUAAAGAGAAGAGUUAGUUUUGAUAAUCAUAUACAAGAGGAAACGGUACCGGCCAGUCCAAAUACCCACAGGCAAAAUAUAAAUUUCAUACCCAUAUCCCCGCACAGUCCGAACGGUAGACAGUCCAGCACAAACGCGAGCCCAUUUGUUAGUCCAAGAAAUACACCUGUGCCAAGACUUCGAGGCAACUCGAGCAACCCCUACGCGAACAGCACCACAAAGAAACCGAAGAAGCUAAUCUCCAAGAAGCCGGAUCUAGAAGUAUGCAUCACAGACGUCGAGGAUAAAACGGCUAAUUUCAAGAGCCAGUUCAUAAACUUAGCAAUGUCUGCACCGCCCAGUCCGAAAAUACCUUACCACCAAUUCAAGAGGAACCAGAACUUUGUUCCGCAAAUAUCCAAUACUAUGAACUUCGGCGACAGUCUCUCUCCAGAGGUGUCGCAGCUCACCAAAAGCAUCCCACUCAACGAAGACACUUCCUACAGAUCCCAAUCCGUUCCGAUCCAGAACCAAUACCAUCAGUACAGUCCGUUCAACUUCGCCCAGAAUGAGCAGAGCCAGCUCUCCAACGAUUUCAAUGACAUCGAGCUCAAUGAUAACGUCAAUAAGAUCAUUGAAAACAUCGAGUACUAUCCGAACGACUUUGAGGACAACAUCUCUUGCGACUUCGCCAAUCAAGCGUCGGCAGUGGCGGUAGUAUCGUCUGCGACGAGCGGCCCGCCGCGAAGCAUGGUCCGCUCUCAGAGCAUUGACGUGGAGAGCAACAUCGACAGCAGCUUGAAGUUCCCCUCACGCUCUGUUCCCAGUACUCCGGUCCCUCACAGCAAUCAUUACGAUCAAGACUUCUUCGGAAAGCAGUUCGGCCAGGGCUCGAAAUUGUCAUCCACCCAAAACACGUUGACAUUCAAUAGGGGCCAAGAUUACUUACUCAACGGACAGCCGAUCAAGAGUCCGCAUUCGGAAACAAAAAACCUAACGUACGUUUACCAGGAUAACGAGUUGAUAGACAAUAAGAACUUUACGUUCGAGAGCCAUCUGCCCGAGGGUACUUUUGGUGCUAAACAGAAUAUAAAUAUGCUGAAUGAGGACUUUUUCGAUGUGCCUCAAUAAAUCAACGCAAUAACUAUUAAUUCAAUUAAUAACUAAAAUACAAUAACAAUUUUAUUAUCUUCUCAUGUGAUUAAUCAAUUUGAUUGAUUUAAAUAGUUUGAAUUCAAGGUGACGAAUUACUUUUUCUCAUUAAAAUUUAAACACAAAAUAAGUAAAAGCAAAAAAAAAAGAAAUUAUUUCGUGCAAUCAAUAUAUUUUAGGAACGGAUUUGAA
This is a messenger RNA of Nicrophorus vespilloides, 3258 nucleotides long. RefSeq names its product rho GTPase-activating protein gacF. NCBI's taxonomy places the organism in Eukaryota, Metazoa, Arthropoda, Insecta, Coleoptera, Silphidae. The coding region runs from base 175 to 3045 and encodes 956 amino acids. Gene Ontology annotation, molecular function: DNA-binding transcription factor activity, RNA polymerase II-specific; RNA polymerase II cis-regulatory region sequence-specific DNA binding. The record is from RefSeq and is a predicted model, not a curated record. The transcript is spliced from 7 exons. Gene Ontology annotation, biological process: regulation of transcription by RNA polymerase II.